AUGCCGUCGACCGCGAAAUCGCCGUCGAAACGCGCGGAUGACGUCGCGGAGCUGUCGAAAGCGUUGAAACUGUUGAGCUCCAAACAAUCGGACGACGACCGCGCGAACGCGCAGCGCAGACACGUCCUCCGACGCGUCCUGAACCUGCUCACGAUCGCGGUCGACGUGUCUAAACUGUUCCCAGACGUCGUGCUGAACGCGCACACCGUGGACGUGGCGUGUAAGAAGUUGAUUUACGCGUACAUUUGCCACCACGCGCGGCGCGAACGGGAACUGGCGACGCUGGCGGUGAACGCGCUGCAAAAAGAUUGCGCGAGCGCGAAUGAAACGAUACGGGGAUUGGCGAUACGAAGCAUCGCGGGAUUAGGGGUGGAUGAUUUGAUCGAGUACGCGACGGCGUGCGUGAUGGCGGGGUUGAGAGACGCCGGAGGGUAUCCGCGAGCGGUGGCGGCGAUGGGGGCGCUCAAGGUGUACGAUUUGAAUCCAAGCGCGGUGCGGGAGACUGGGAUACUGGAUGCGCUGCGAGAAAUGCUGGUGAACGAUACCGACGCGGGAGUGGUGGGGAAUUGUUUGAUCGUGUUGAGGGAGAUUGACGGGAUCGAGUCGUUGGCGACGAAGCCCAUCGUGUACGCUUUGAUUAAUAGAAUUAAAUCGUUUAGCGAGUGGAACCAGGCGUUGAUUUUGGAGUUAGUGGGGGCGUAUGAGAUUCAGAACAAAGAUGAGACUUUUGACAUCAUGAACGCGCUCGAGUCGAGGCUGAGCGCGCCGAAUUCCGCCAUCGUUUUGGGCACGGUGAAGGUUUUUUUGAACAUUACGCUCGAGAUGCCAGACGUGCAUCAACAGGUGCUGGAGCGCAUCAAGGCGCCGUUGUUCACGCUAGCGAACGGCGGAACAGUGGAAACGAGCUACGCGGUGUGGGCUCACGUGCGGUUGUUGGUGAAACGCGCCCCCAUCUUGUUCUCGACUGAUUACAAGAACUUUUAUUUCCGCGGGAGCGAUUCAGGGGCGGUGAAGAGUUUGAAGCUUUCGAUGCUCGUAGCCGUCGCGGAUGCGCAAAACACAUACGACAUCGUCACCGAACUCACUGAAUACGUCACCGACGCGGAUAUCGGUAUUGCGCGCGCCGCCGUGCGCGCGGUGGGGGAAAUCGCACUCUCGGCGGCGGAUGAUUUGGAAGGCAUCGUCGACCGCUUGUUGCAAUACUUUGAUUUAGACAUCGAGCACGUGACAGCGGAAACGAUCAUUUCGGUGGUAAAUGUCUUGCGCAAGCGUCCAAAGUACGCGGUACAGUGCGUUCAGGCGAUCAAGAACAUCGAUCUGAUUGACGUCGUCCCGUCUCGCGCGCGCGGCGCCUUGGUGUGGAUGUAUGGCGAGUACGGCGAAGAUAUUCCGCUCGCGCCGUACUUUAUCGAGCCUGUACUCACAAACUUUGGCGAUGAGCCGAGCGCCAAUGUGCGAUCACAACUGCUGUCGAGCGCGAUGAAGCUCUUCUUUAAGCGCGCACCGGAGAUGCAAGCGAUGCUCGGCGCCGCCUUGCUUGCGGGCUCGUGCGACACAAACCAGGAAGUGCGCGACUUGGCCAGUUUGUACUAUCGCCUGUUAGAGCGCGAUGUGCGCGCGGCGGAGAAAGUAGUGAACUCGCGUGAUAAGUCAUCGCCGAUUUACACCUUCAAAGAAACCGUGAUAGAGGAUGAGACGUUCGACAAGGUGUUCAACGAAUUCAACACAUUGUCCGUGCUGUACGAACGUCCAGAAGUGAAAUUUGUGGACCCGGACGCGUUCACUCGUCGCGCGCGCGUGGAUGCCGACGAAAUGGACGACAUCGCCGCGGGCGGUGGUGGCUCAUUGAUCGACCACUCGAUGGAUAUGAUUGACCUGGGGGACACCGACGAGGAAAAGGCGUCCGCCAGCGGCGGUUCGGCGGUGGAUUUGCUCUCGCUCCUCGACGUAGACGUACCGGCGGCGCCCCAAUCUGUCGAUGCGCCGCCGGCAGUAUUCGCGCUCGAUCCACUACCAGCGCUCGAUUCGACGAGCUUUCAAAUGAAGUGGACGUCCGCCGCAGUGGUGGCGACGGGAUUGCAAGCGACGCUGCGAUCGAACGCGCUCGCGAGCGCGGCGCAAGUUACGCAACAUCUCGCACCUCGAGGCGUCGCCACCAUGGCGAGCGGUGGACCGUCGAAUGCGAUGAAGUUUUAUUUCUACGCCAUCGAUAAUGGAAACCGCGAAAUCUUUCUAGUGGAAGCGCUCAUCGACGCCACGGCGCGUGCGGCGACGUUUACGGCAAAGUGCGACGGCCGCGGGACGAAUUUCGUCGCGUUUCAACGUCUCUUCGCCGAAGCGUUGUCAUCGAUUCCUUAG
Messenger RNA from Ostreococcus lucimarinus CCE9901, 2358 nucleotides. RefSeq lists its product with no specific name. Gene Ontology annotation, biological process: vesicle-mediated transport; intracellular protein transport. The record is from RefSeq and is a predicted model, not a curated record. Lineage: Eukaryota; Viridiplantae; Chlorophyta; Mamiellophyceae; Mamiellales; Bathycoccaceae. Gene Ontology annotation, cellular component: clathrin adaptor complex; membrane coat. The transcript has a single exon. Bases 1 to 2358 code for a protein of 785 amino acids.